AUGGAAACACCAACCCGAUUGGAGAAACUGAAAGAAGAAAAAGUAGUUGUGGAAGAUGAGAAUGUUGUGAUUCAAACACAGCCAGAAAAAGAAGAAGAAGGUCAUCCUUAUGCAUUUCAUGUUUCCGGUCCUCGUAAUUUGGUUAAUCUUAACUGGAGAGAUCUUAUCAGCUCUAGUUGGAAGGAUGCAAAUUACAAAAGAACAGUCAUUGCUUGUUUUAUUCAGGCGGUAUACUUGCUCGAACUCGAUCGACAGGAGAAUAGACAACCAGAAAACGCUCUAGCGCCAAACUGGUGGAUUCCCUUCAAGUACAAGCUAACAAAAACACUGAUAGACGAAAGAGACGGUUCAAUUUUCGGCGCAAUACUCGAAUGGGACAGAUCCGCGGCAAUGUCUGAUUUAGUAUUAAUCAGACCAAGUGGUGCACCGAAAGCUGUUUUAGCACUACGAGGAACAUUACUCAAAAGCCUCACAAUGCGAAGAGACAUCGAAGACGACCUUCGGUUCCUCGCUUGGGAAAGCUUAAAAGGUUCCGUAAGAUUCAAAGUAGCUCUAGAAACACUAAAAGCAGUUUCCAAUGCAUAUGGAAGUAGCAAUGUUUGUGUAGCAGGACAUUCAUUAGGAGCUGGUUUCGCGCUUCAAGUCGGAAAAUCAUUAGCGAAAGACGGUAUCUAUGUAGAGACGCAUCUAUUCAAUCCGCCGUCUGUUUCAUUAGCUAUGAGUCUAAGAAACAUUGGUGAAAAAGCCGAAUUAGCUUGGAGGAGAAUCAAAUCGAUGAUCCCUUCACGCAACGAAGAAGCUAAUAACAUCAAUAACGACGAAAACAGAAAGAAGAACAAGAAUUGGAUGAUGCCAUGGUUAACUAGCUUGAAGAAUAAUGGUUUUGGUGUUGGAAAAUGGGUUCCUCAUCUUUAUGUGAACAAUAGUGAUUAUAUAUGUUGUUCUUAUAACGAACCUGAUAGAUCGAACGAGAAAAAUGAAGGUGGUGGUGAUAGUAAUAAGGAGGAUGUUGGUCCGAAUAACAAUGGUUGUCAUGUUUCUGCAAAGCUGUUUGUUGUGAAUAAGGAAAAGCAGAAGUUUCAUGAAGCUCAUGGAUUGGAACAAUGGUGGUCUAAUGAUUCAUCACAGCUUCAGCAGACUAUUCAUACUAGUAAACUCAUAAGCAGGCAGCUUAAAUCUUUGUAUACAAAUGGUGGUGGUGGUAGUGGAAGUGGUUCUUCUUCUUCUCAAGUUUUGCAGGGAAAGACAAGUAAAUAA
Molecule: messenger RNA, 1257 nt
Organism: Lathyrus sativus (Indian pea)
Lineage: Eukaryota; Viridiplantae; Streptophyta; Magnoliopsida; Fabales; Fabaceae
Source: the annotation of a GenBank genome assembly